This is a messenger RNA of Talaromyces atroroseus, 1239 nucleotides long. RefSeq names its product UDP-galactose transporter-like protein 1. Bases 1 to 1239 code for a protein of 412 amino acids. NCBI's taxonomy places the organism in Eukaryota, Fungi, Ascomycota, Eurotiomycetes, Eurotiales, Trichocomaceae. The transcript has 2 exons. Gene Ontology annotation, molecular function: UDP-glucose transmembrane transporter activity; UDP-galactose transmembrane transporter activity. The record is from RefSeq and is a predicted model, not a curated record. Gene Ontology annotation, biological process: UDP-galactose transmembrane transport. Gene Ontology annotation, cellular component: Golgi membrane; endoplasmic reticulum membrane.
AUGGCGCGAACUAAACAAAAGGCUCCGUUACAAAAAGCGCCGUCUUCAAACGUUAUGGAACAAUUAAAUGGCCAUUCCAAAGCCGGCGCAAAUGGAAGCGCAUCUUCAAAACCAGAAGUAUCCCGAACAGAAGACAGCAGCCCGGGUUUUCUUCAGUUGGCUACUUGCGUCGCGGGUAUAUAUGCUUCAUUUCUGCUAUGGGGAGUCUUGCAGGAGGCUAUCACGACUACUUCAUAUCCCGUCUCCGCAGUCGAGUCGGACUCCCCCACCGAACGCUUUACCUUCUCAAUCGUCCUCAAUACUAUUCAGUCUUGUUUCGCGGCGGUGACGGGCUCUUUGUACUUGUAUUUCUCAGCACCCAAAGGGCAGAAAGUGCCGUCAAUCUUCCCGACCCAGAAGAUAUUGUUUCCUCUGAUUCUCGUCAGCAUUUCGUCUUCGCUGGCCUCUCCCUUUGGCUACGCCGGCUUGCAGCAUAUUGACUACCUGACAUUCAUACUCGCCAAGUCAUGCAAACUACUUCCCGUAAUGCUCCUCAACUUAACUAUCUUCCGAAAGCGGUAUCCUCUGUACAAAUAUGCUGUGGUCAUGCUGGUGACACUCGGUGUCGCGACUUUUACUCUGUACCAUCCGGGGACUUCGAAGAAGAUGGCCGCAUCGACGCACAGUGGCCAGACACUCUACGGAUUGCUCCUUCUGUUCAUUAAUUUGCUUCUCGAUGGCCUUACCAACGCUACACAGGAUCACGUCUUCACAUCCCCAAAUCUCUACACCCGCUAUACGGGACCGCAGAUGAUGGUUGCGCAGAACUUCCUCGCAACUGUGCUGACGACGUUAUAUCUACUCGUCACGCCGUACCUGACUAAUGAAUCACCCAUCGUAUCAUUGCUACCAUUCCAGAUUCCACCUUCAGCUGGCUUGGAAUUAUCGUCAGCUAUCACUUUUCUGCAACGUCACCCGGAGGCGCUCAAGCAUGUGCUAGGCUUUGCUGCAUGCGGCGCAAUUGGCCAGGUGUUUAUAUACUAUACUCUAUCCAAGUUCUCGUCCUUGCUUCUAGUGACUGUGACGGUUACCAGGAAGAUGCUCAGCAUGAUCAUUAGCGUGUUCUGGUUUGGCCAUUCUCUGACACACGGGCAAUGGCUGGGUGUGUUGCUUGUCUUUGGAGGUGUGGGUGCCGAGGGUAUCGUGCAAAGACGAGAAAAGAAAGCAAAGGAGGCUGCCAAGGCGAAGAAGAAACUCUGA